GACGGAACGCGGUAUUGGUGUCUGUUGUCCCGUGGAAAGCUAUCCGUUAGUUUCAACAAAUUACACCAGUUUGGUCACGGCAACUUACACAGAACACAGGAAAAUGUAAGAGGCUGUGGUGUCGUGCAGCGGAUUUUCUUCCCAAUGAGUCAAUUCCCAACACUGUGUGUUGUUAACUACGACGAUGACUUGCCCCGACGAAAGUUUCGAUAUUCGUCGUCUUCGCCGAAAUCAAGCAGUCGAGAUGUGAGCACGACGCUUUCACAGUACGAUGUGCCGUAUUAUAGUAGUUCCGUGACGAGAACAGAAACGACAGUACCGUAUCGUCUUAGCGCACGUACCAACUCGAGUAGUCUACAAAUACCAAAGGAAGCUAGAAGUCGCAGUCAUGUGUCUUUUUUUCGUGACAAUGAAACCACCCAAUCACAGCCAGUGCCUUAUGAGUGGUACAUACGUGAUGUGAAGGAACGUCUUGACAGAGCACGAACAGCCCAAUCAAGUUAUUCCCUCCCAUCGUUAAGAAGUGGUUGGGGUGAUACUAGCCAUACUGUCAAUGCUGAAGUUCUUGAUGAGCCUGUCUGGAAUAAAUAUUUAAAUGCAUGGGUGUCUGGUAAACAGGAUGACGGGGAUGGGUUAUAUUGUAAAAUAAGUCAAGGUGCUAAUCUAUAUGACAGAGGAUUGUACCAUUAUGUGCCGCAAUUUGAAGAAUUCCCCCAUUUGCCGUGUGCUCGGUUCCAUGCACACAUGACAAGGACUCCAGCUCCCAGGCAGGAUCAGAAUAGGAAAAAGAAAGUUAUAAAGAGGCCAGAGUUCUGGCAUUACAAACGGAAAGAAGAACCACCAAAACCUAAACCCAAGAGAAAAGCAUCUAAAGGUGUUCGUUGGUUAGAUGAUGAUGCCGAUGUCUAUUUACCAACUUCGGGAGUACUUCAGAACAGUAUAAGUAACCCCAGUGACAAAGGAACUGCUGCGCCACCAAAGAAACCCCCAGAACCAAUUAGACUACCCACACCAUUGAAGAGUCCUCCUCCUCCUCCCCCUCCUGAAGAAAGUGAUGAACGUGAAGAAGAGAUUCCUCCUGAUAUCAAGUAUAGCAAUGACUUUAUGUUUGACAUUGUUAAUGCAUUUAUACCAGAAGAAUUGGAGAUACUUAGCAUAGAAAUAAUAGAUAGUCUUGAAGAUGGAUUGGAAGAUGGGGAUGACAUAUCAGACUAUGGUUACCUUGGAGAUGAAGACUUCAAUAUCGAGGAUGCAGUGAGAGUUUAUAGUCCCAUUACACGAAUGGAACCACCACCCACGCCACCACAGAAGCUUCAACCACCUCCCAAAUCUCCCACACCCCCUCCUACAUCACCUCCAAAAGAGCCAACACCGCCACCUUUACCACCUCCGAAAGAACCAAAAAAGAAGAAAGUUAUCGUCAAGAAAGAGAAGAAGCCCAUUGAAAAGCCACCUCCAAAGACACCGACACCCCCUCCACCUAAAGAACCUACACCACCACCACCACCCCCUCCUUUACCAACACCACCACCACUCCCUCCUCCACCAGAUUUGCCGCCGCUUCCAAUUGUUGAGAAACCUAAAGUUAGGUUUAAAGAACCAGUCAAAAAAACAAUGGAUUUGCCAAAAAUUGAAAGUCCCCCGCCAUCACCGUCGCCACCUGUAUCAGAACCUGAGGAGGAACCAAAACGAAAGAAAGUUACUUGGAACAAAAAUCGAUCCAAACUUAUGUAUGAUAAAAUGAGGAGACGAAAGAAGCCAAUUCCACCGCCGCCGAAAACAGAAGUCGCGUUUAAAGAUUAUGGCUGGUUGGCUCAGUUUUGUAUUUUGAAAAAAGAAAAAGUUGAAAUGUAUAGGAGGGCUUUUGAAACAUUGGAUGAUGAUGAAGAUGGUUAUCUGGAUGGUUUUGAAACAAUCAUGGCAUUAAAAGGGAUAUCUGGUGCUAAUACACUAACAGAGAUGGAAGAAGAGUACAUAUACAGAAUAUUGGAGAUGGCUGAAUACCAUAUCACAUCUGGCACUGACUUCAGGAUCUUUGCUAUAGUAGCAGCACUAACACAGAAGAUAGCAAGGCUUGAUAACUGGAUGAAAAAUAUCAUAAACAGAUUAGAUUUUAAAAUGCUAGAAAUGAAAAUGUUCAAAUCGAAAGACCUAUUUCUUUGGAAUGUGGACCAAAAUACCAACACUAUAUCUAUUGAACAGCUGAUGAUUGAACUGAAAGCAGGUGGCGUGAGUGAAGAGCAUCAGGAAGAAGUCCAAGUCAAAUUAGGUCAUUUAGGGCGGCUAGACUUAUUGGAUUUUAUGACUUAUGUGCCGUUAUUUAUCAUGUUACAUGAAUCGGUUGUAGAAAACCCAUUGGACGAUUCUAGGGAUAAAUAGCGUCACAUAACACACAGAAGACGAAGAAGUAAACACAUCAAGAAAUGACACAGCUGUGCACCAAGAUGACAGGAACUCGUUUGUAGCAGGUUCAUAUGCCUAGUACAUGUACAAUUCUGUGAAUGUUUUCUGCAUAGAAAGGAAAAUCACAAAAACAUUUCCAGUAUCCAUUACAUCCAUUAUUGCCACUAGAGGGCAGUAGCUAAACUGGGAGACCAUCACUAGGGGAUGUAGUUAAACUAAAAGUAUCACCAAUAGAGGGCUGCAUGUACUUGAAGACCACCAUGAGAAUUUGUUUGCCCAAGGAUGUUAAUUUUUAAGGUUAAAACGUGUUGAAAAGUCUUCUGUAAUUCACACAUUUUUCAAAAGUUACUAAGCAUGCUACAAUAACCACUUGUAUAUCAUCUGAAACCUUAGAUAUUCUAACGUAUUUGCAUAUAUCUUAGCUUUUAGAUGAUAUAUAGGUUGUUAUAGUAUCAUUAUAAAUAAACAUUGUCUGAAAGCAUCCCUGGUACUUGUAUACUAUGAUAUACUAAACUAUGAAUGGUGUAUAUGAAAUAUACUAUUAUUUUGAAAAGAUAUUAUUUAUGGUAUCCCAGACCAUUCGUCCCGGUGUUAUCGCUAUCGCCACACGAGACUCCAGCUUGUCUCCUAUACAAUUUGACUGCGCACAUCCAGAAAGUAGAUGUAGCUGUGAUUGGUGGAAUACUAAUGAGUUGAGUGUCAAUCAAACGCCCACGCUAUCUUUAGUAAACAAAGUCACGUGACACGCGCCAUUUUAGUUUUGAUUAGUUCAUCGGAUCGGAGUGGUCGGGCAGGCGAUUUCAAGGCAGCACGCUUAACUCUUUCAUUCACAGGUUGGGAGAUAUUAGAAUG
Molecule: messenger RNA, 3255 nt
Organism: Saccoglossus kowalevskii
Lineage: Eukaryota; Metazoa; Hemichordata; Enteropneusta; Harrimaniidae
Molecular function (GO): calcium ion binding
Source: RefSeq, a predicted model, not a curated record